This is a messenger RNA of Scylla paramamosain (green mud crab), 716 nucleotides long. RefSeq lists its product as uncharacterized. The record is from RefSeq and is a predicted model, not a curated record. Lineage: Eukaryota; Metazoa; Arthropoda; Malacostraca; Decapoda; Portunidae. The coding region runs from base 1 to 651 and encodes 216 amino acids. The transcript is spliced from 4 exons.
AUGGUCAGUGAAUGGAGAGGAAGACCAAAGCUGGUGGUGAACACUGAAGUCUCCAAGAAUGGAGAUAUUCGCAAAAGAGCCAGCAUUGAGUCCUAUGGAAUUUCGUACAAAAAUUUCUUCAGCAAGUCUGAGUAUGCCGCGUUCAGUGCUCUCGGCCGCCUGAUGCAUGUGGGAGUGGAUGUCAGAGAAGGCUUGAUAGAUGCCCUCACCAUGAAGCGAGCCCACUUGGGAAGUCUGCAAUACUUACAACUGCUUGUGGCCCAAUAUUUCACACGAAUAGAUGGUACUUCUUCUAUAUACAUUGGAAGAGAGAGUAUCAUUCCUGCUACCUCCGCGUGGCCAAUACCACACGAUGCUCCAUUCAAAAUUCAAUUGGAUAGAAAAAUUAUGGCUAUUACUGAGGCUGGGCUGUAUGAGCAAUGGAGGAAAGAGAUGCUACUGGAUGCUGAAAGGGAUAGUCGAAUAAAGCAGCGAAAACUGUUAAUGAAACAACACCGAAAGAUAGAAGAGGACGUGGAGACUGAUGGAUUAUCUGCGACAGUCAGAGCACUGACCUUCACCCACAUACAGGGUCCCCUCAUACUCCUUCUGGUGGGGUUCUUCCUUGGCGGGUCGAGCCUCCUGACAGAGAAAAUAUCAGCGUCCCUUUAGUUUCCGUAUUAGGCUAAAGCUUGAAACGCAUGUUUAAUGUUUCUUAAUUCUCUUGAAAAUGUUAU